AGUCAAUAAGCAAAGCGAUGCAUUGUUUUCUAAUUUUAUUAUUGUUCAUUUCAGUUUCGUGCUCGUCUUCGUUAUCAGACUGAAGGACUUGAAGCCAUGUCGGAUGUUGCAACCAUGUCCCGUGUUUCCUUGUCCCUGCAGUCAUCUUGGUCCACCACCGAACUUAAGUCGGGCGGGUCCACUCAUGUCUCCGAUGGAGACGAAUUCAACGAGGAAAAACUAAGCGAGAAAGAGUCAAGCUCACAGUCAUCGUAUAAUCCGAGCAGUCAGUCCUCAUCAACCGAAAUCGUCACUUCUCGCAAGCCCAUUUACUCGUAUUUAAUUGGCGCAGACAUCGAACAGUACAUUCGCCCUACCAAGCCUUCCCAAUGGAUAAUCGGUGAAGUUGACCUAACAGAAAAGUUUGGAGUAUCGUGCCUUGAUCGUCGAUAACGCACGCAAAAUGAAGGCCUUGUCACAAGUAGAUCAGCUUGCCCUAAACUUUAUCUGCCUUAUCUCCAACAACUCUAAAUCUGGCAAUUUAACGGACGGAGACGUGUGGGAUAUCAUGGUUGAACAAUGCCGAGAUGAGAUCCCUCUGCAACCCUUAAACAGGCCACAUAGUACA
Molecule: messenger RNA, 607 nt
Organism: Rhizopus microsporus ATCC 52813
Lineage: Eukaryota; Fungi; Mucoromycota; Mucoromycetes; Mucorales; Rhizopodaceae
Exons: 1
Coding region: 97-432 (111 amino acids)
Source: RefSeq, a predicted model, not a curated record